Messenger RNA from Cervus elaphus (red deer), 6730 nucleotides. RefSeq names its product BCL6 corepressor (gene BCOR). Gene Ontology annotation, molecular function: protein binding; transcription corepressor activity. The record is from RefSeq and is a predicted model, not a curated record. Gene Ontology annotation, biological process: negative regulation of transcription by RNA polymerase II. The transcript has 16 exons. Gene Ontology annotation, cellular component: nucleus. Bases 1282 to 6642 code for a protein of 1786 amino acids. NCBI's taxonomy places the organism in Eukaryota, Metazoa, Chordata, Mammalia, Artiodactyla, Cervidae.
AACAACUCCUGGUGUGGUGUGUGUGUGUGCAGCCAGUGUGCGGCAGAGCCAACAGCCUGGAGAAAGCGCUCAGCUUCAUUCGAGGUUAGAGAGGCGUGCUCGGAGACUUCUGUCCCGGGCUGCCCAGGCAGCGUGGGGAGAAGUGAAGGGGAGAUCAGUGAGUAAAAGGUGCUCCUGGCCCAGUCGGAGCCGCGUGCUGGGUCCAUUGUGCGGGCAGUGGAAGGGAGCAGCGGAGAAAUGGAAGCUGAGGGGCUCCUCUCACAUGACACUGUUCCUCCUUGUGGGAAGCCCACUCGAUUCCCAGUGGUUGGAAAGUCAGGGCGUGGGCUUUGCCGUAGGGGUCUUGCGAUGGGCAAGCUGGAAUGUCAAUUCAGUCAAGGGUGGUGGCCUCCUGGCACCUCCAAGUCAGAUAAACAGUUGCCAGUGGCCCCCAGGGUGGACACGUGAGGGCUGUACUCUCGCCUGGAGAAAGUGCUGACCUCCUCAAACCCACACCUUUGUCCCGAGGCUCAGGGAGGGGCGGGGACCAGAGGGGUCCCCAUCAGUUAAGCCCACCGCGUGGGCCCCACCGUCUGCUGGGAAGGCCCGAGCUGAUUCGCCGAGCCAGCCCAGGCCCAACAGAGACCAGGUCUGGCAGAAGGCCCCACCAAGAGUCCGCGUCAGCGUCCCCGGGCUCGCAAACCCAGGGAUGCCAGGCCGGGCCUGGCUGCGCACGCCUCCGCGUCGGGGCUCGGGCGUCUGCUGCUGCCUGCGUUUCCGGGUCUGCGGCUGAGCCUCCCUGGCGCUCUCCUCCCGCUUUGUCUCGCUGCCAGCUCCUCGCCUGCCCUCGCCAGUCUCCUGGGUCGGCCGGGCGCGCUCUGCUUUUCCGAGUGCGUCUCAAGCUUUUUACCGCGCCUCGCUCUUUGCGCACGUGUGUGGCCGCCUUCCCUCAACCCAGCCUCUUCUCGCUGGCUACUUGGCACGGCCGUCGGAUCGCGGAGAGGGCCUACCCCUGGCGCCCCCUCCCCCGCCCCAGUCUGCCGCAUCCAGAGCCUGGCGACCUCCAGGACUGAAACAUCCCGAGGUUCUGGGUUUAGCUCCCCUCAAAGCAAACCCAGAGGGGCUCGGAGUAUCUCUCACUGCACUUCUCGCGGCUCCCAGCCCUUGGCAGCACCUGGAGGGGGACUUUAUGAGACCUUUGCAGAGUUGAAGGGAACCACUUCUGCGGCCCUCCUCGCGCCGUCUGUGGCGUUCUGAGAACUACUAGACGUUUGAAGAAAAGCUGCCAUCCAAGAAGACGACAUGCUUUCAGCAACCCCCCUGUAUGGGAACGUUCACAGCUGGAUGAACAGCGAGAGGGUCCGCAUGUGUGGGAUCAGUGACGACAGGAAAAUUCCCGUUAAUGAUGGUGACGCUUCAAAGGCCAGACUGGAACUAAGGGAAGAAAAUCCCUUGAACCACAACGUGGUGGACGCAACCACGGCCCAUCGGAUCGAUGGCCUGGCAGCGCUGAGCAUGGACCGCACUGGCCUGAUCCGGGAAGGACUGCGUGUCCCCGGAAACAUCGUCUAUUCUAGCUUGUGUGGACUGGGCUCAGAGAAAGGGCGGGAGGCCGCCACAACCACUCUAGGCGGUCUGGGGUUUUCUUCCGAAAGAAACCCAGAGAUGCAGUUCAAACCGAAUACACCCGAGACAGUGGAGGCCUCCGCUGUCUCUGGAAAGCCCCCGAAUGGCUUCAGUGCUAUAUACAAAACACCACCAGGAAUACAAAAAAGUGCUGUCCCCACGGCAGAAACUCUGGGCUUAGAUAGGCCUGCCAGUGACAAACAGAGCCCGCUCAACAUCAAUGGUGCUAGUUACCUGCGGCUGCCCUGGGUCAAUCCCUACAUGGAGGGGGCCACGCCAGCCAUCUACCCUUUCCUUGACUCGCCAAAUAAGUAUUCCCUGAACAUGUACAAGGCCUUGCUACCUCAGCAGUCGUACGGCCUGGCUCAGCCGCUGUAUUCGCCAGUCUGCACCAACGGGGAGCGAUUUCUCUACCUGCCGCCACCUCACUACGUCAGUCCCCACAUCCCAUCGUCCCUGGCUUCCCCCAUGAGGCUCUCGACGCCUUCCGCCUCUCCAGCCAUCCCGCCUCUGGUCCACUGCACAGAAAAAAGCCUGCCCUGGAAGAUGGGUGUCAGUCCUGGGAACCCAGUUGAUUCUCACUCAUACCCGCACAUCCAGAACAGUAAACAGCCUAGGGUGCCCUCUGCCAAGGCAGUCACCAGUGGCCUGCCGGGCGACACGGCUCUCCUGCUGCCCCCCUCGCCUCGGCCUUCACCCCGAGUCCACCUUCCCUCCCAGCCUGCUGCGGACACCUACUCCGAAUUCCACAAGCACUAUGCCCGGAUCUCCACCUCACCCUCUGUCACCCUGUCAAAGCCAUACAUGACGGUCAGCAGUGAGUUUCCCGCGGCCAGGCUCUGCAGCAGCAAGUAUCCAAAGGCUCCAGAGGGAGCCGAAAGCGCCCAGCCAGUUCCUGGGCACACUCGGAAAACAGCGGGUCAGGACAGAAAGGAUGGCAGCUCACCUCCUCUGUUGGAGAAGCAGACGGUUACCAAAGACGUCACCGAUAAGCCACUAGACUUGUCUUCUAAAGUGGUGGAUGUAGACGCUUCCAAAGCUGACCACAUGAAGAAGAUGGCACCCACGGUCCUGGUUCACAGCAGAGCUGGAAGUGGCCUAGUGCUCUCCGGAAGUGAGAUUCCGAAAGAAACACUAUCUCCUCCAGGAAACGGCUGUGCUAUCUAUAGAUCUGAGAUCAUUAGCACGGCUCCCUCGUCCUGGGUGGUGCCUGGGCCAAGUCCUAACGAAGAGAACAAUGGCAAAGGCCUGCCGCUGAAGAACAAGGCCUUGGACUGGGCCCUCCCACAGCAGCGCAGUUCUUCGUGUCCCCGCAUGGGUGCCACCGACACCGUGGUCACUAACGUGUCUGGCUCAGUGUCCAGCGCCGGCCGCCCGGCCUCUGCAUCUCCAGCCCCAAACGCCACUGCCGAUGGCAGCAAGACCAGCAGGGCCUCUGUGGACACCACACCGUCCGUCAUCCAGCAUGUGGGCCAGCCCCCGGCCACGCCUGCCAAGCACAGCGGCAGCACCGGCAGCAAGGGCGCCAAAGCCAGCAACCCAGAGCCAAGCUUCAAAGCAAAUGAGAACGGCCUCCCACCAAGCUCAAUAUUUCUCUCUCCAAAUGAGGCGUUCAGGUCCCCACCAAUUCCCUACCCCAGGAGUUACCUCCCUUACCCAGCACCCGAGGGCAUUGCCAUAAGUCCCCUCUCUUUGCAUGGCAAAGGCCCCGUCUACCCUCACCCGGUGUUGUUGCCCAGCGGCAGUCUCUUUCCUGGGCACCUCGCCCCAAAGCCUGGACUGCCCUACGGGCUGCCCACAGGCCGGCCAGAGUUCAUGACCUACCAGGACGCGCUGGGGUUGGGCAUGGUGCAUCCCAUGUUGAUACCUCACACACCCAUCGAGAUCACUAAAGAGGAGAAAGCGGAGAGGAGGUCCCGGUCCCAUGAGAGGGCCCGCUACGAGGACCCGAGCCUCCGAAACCGGUUUUCCGAGGUACUCGAAGCUAGUGGCACCAAGCUACAUCCAGAAGUCCCCACGGACAAGAACCUCAAGCCCAGCCCUAGCUGGAAUCAAGGGAAGACCGUCGUCAAGAGUGACAAGCUUGUCUAUGUUGACCUCCUCCGGGAAGAGCCUGAUGCGAAAACUGAAGCCAACACGUCCAAACCCAGCUUCACAGCUGAGAGUGUCGGCCAGAGUGCUGAGCCCAGCAAACCCCCGGCUGAGCCGGCCCUGCAGCCCCACCGGGAUUUCAUCUCCCUCAGAGACGAGCUGGGGCGCAUCGGUGACUUCCACGAAGCCUAUGCUUUCAAACAGGCUCCGGGCCAGUCGGUUUUCAACUUAAGCAAGGAGAAUGUUCCAGCGGGAACCAACAAGGAGAACCUGGCGAUGCCAGUCUCCACUCCGUUCCUGGAGCCGACCCCGGGGAGCGAUGGCCCCGCGGUCACUUUCGGGAAAACCCAAGAGGAACCCAAACCAUUUUGCGUGGGCGGUGCCCCACCGAGCAUGGACGCCACCCCCACCUAUACCAAAGAUGGAGCUGAUGAGGCAGAAUCAACCGAUGGCAAAGUUCUGAAACCAAAGCCAUCUAAGCUGGCAAAGAGAAUCGCCAACUCCGCUGGUUACGUGGGUGACCGGUUCAAGUGCGUCACUACCGAACUGUAUGCCGAUUCCAGUCAGCUCAGCCGGGAGCAGCGGGCAUUGCAGAUGGAAGGAUUACAAGAGGACAGUAUUUUAUGUCUACCCGCUGCUUACUGUGAGCGUGCAAUGAUGCGCUUCUCAGAGUUGGAGAUGAAAGAGCGAGAAGGUGGCCACCCCCCAACCAAGGACUCCGAGGUGUGCAAAUUCAGCCCCACUGACUGGGAAAGGUUGAAAGGAAGUCAGGACAAAAAGCCAAAGUCGGUCACCCUGGAGGAGGCCGUUGCUGACCAGAACGACAGUGAGAGAUGCGAUUAUAGUGCCGGAAACAAACACGACCCCUUUGAAGCCCCAGAGGACAAAGAUGUUUCUGUGGAGAAAUAUUUCCUGGACCGGCAGCCGGUGAGCGAUCCCUCUGCCGACCAGGCCGCCCCAGACAUGCCACACAGCCCCACCCUCCGGGUGGACAGAAAGCGAAAGGUCUCAGGGGACAGCAGCCACACUGAGACCACUGUGGAAGAGCUCCCUGAGGACCCGCUGCUGAAAGCCAAGCGAAGACGGGUCUCCAAAGAUGACUGGCCUGAGAGGGAAAUGACAAACAGUUCCUCUAACCACUUAGAAGACCCACAUUAUAGUGAGCUGACCAACCUGAAGGUGUGCAUUGAAUUAACAGGGCUCCAUCCCAAAAAGCAACGCCACUUGCUGCACCUUAGAGAACGGUGGGAGCAGCAGGUGUCGGCAGCAGAGAGCAAACCUGGCCGGCAGGGCAGGAAGGAAGUGACCCAGGCAGCUCAGCCUGAGGUUGCUGCCCAGGGCAAUAACAUCUCCGAAGAGAAGCCUGGCAGGAAAAGGGCAGAAGCCAAAGGCAACAGAACCUGGUCGGAAGAGUCCCUCAAAUCCAGUGACAAUGAACAAGGCUUGCCUGUGUUCUCCGGCUCUCCGCCCAUGAGGAGCUUUUCAUCCACCAGUUUAACCGGCAGAAAGCAGAGUCAGCCAAGCUGUACGGCAGGCUCGAGGCUGCCUGCCAAACAGCAGAAAAUUAAAGAAAGCCAGAAGACAGAUGUGCUGUGCACGGACGAAGAGGAGGAUUGUCAGGCUGCCUCCCUGCUGCAGAGAUACCCCGACAACAGCGAGAAACCAUCCGGGAAGCGACUGUGCAAAACCAAACAUUUGAUCCCACAGGAGCCCAGGCGCAGCUUGCCACUGCCAGGGGACUACUACGUGGAGAAUGCCGAUGGCAAGGUGACCGUCCGGAGGUUCCGAAAGCGGCCCGAGCCCAGUUCUGACUAUGAUCUGUCACCGGCCAAGCAAGACCAGAAGCCCCUGGACCGUCUGCAGCCAUUGAUACCAGUUUCGCAUACGUCACAGCUGCCCCUCGCAAGCUCUCCGCCAGAGGCCACCCAGUCCCGCCCGAUGCCACCAGAAGCGCGGAGGCUUAUUGUCAAUAAGAACGCAGGCGAGACGCUCCUGCAGCGGGCUGCCCGGCUGGGCUACGAGGAAGUAGUCUUGUACUGCCUGGAGAAUAAAAUUUGUGAUGUGAACCAUCGAGACAACGCGGGUUACUGUGCCCUGCACGAAGCUUGUGCAAGGGGAUGGCUCAAUAUUGUACGACACCUCCUUGAAUAUGGCGCUGAUGUCAACUGCAGUGCCCAGGAUGGGACCAGGCCUCUCCACGAUGCCGUCGAGAAUGAUCAUUUGGAAAUUGUCCGCUUGCUCCUCUCCUAUGGUGCUGACCCCACCCUGGCGACAUACUCAGGUAGAACCAUCAUGAAAAUGACCCACAGCGAACUGAUGGAAAAGUUCUUAACAGAUUAUUUAAACGACCUGCAGGGUCGCGAUGAUGAUGACAGCAGCAGCAAUAGCAAUAGCAACAGUGGUGCCUGUUGGGAUUUCUAUGGCAGCUCUGUGUGUGAACCAGAUGAUGAAAGUGGUUAUGACGUUUUAGCAAACCCCCCCGGACCAGAGGACGAGGACGAUGAUGAUGACACCUGCAGCGACGUGUUCGAAUUCGAAUUCUCAGAAAGCCCCCUCUUGCCGUGUUAUAAUGUCCAAGUGUCCGUCGCUCAAGGGCCUCGGAACUGGCUGUUGCUUUCCGACGUGCUCAAGAAAUUGAAAAUGUCCUCCCGCAUAUUUCGCUGCAAUUUCCCAAACGUGGAAAUUGUCACCAUUGCGGAGGCUGAAUUCUACCGGCAAGUGUCAGCAAGCCUUUUAUUCUCUUGCUCCAAAGACCUAGAAGCCUUUAACCCUGAAAGCAAGGAGCUCUUAGAUCUGGUGGAGUUCACGAACGAGCUUCAGACUCUGCUGGGCUCAUCCAUGGAGUGGCUCCACCCCAGCGACAUGGGCUCAGACGACUGCUGGAAGUCAUCUCAGACAGCAGGCGGGAGUGGUUGCGCACAAAGCAAAACAGACCUGCAGAAAUAAUUGAACUGAAAGAGUGCUGGUGAGCCUGAAUUACAGGCAACGAGGAGCCCCCAAGAGCCCAAAUUAAAGCAAAGAAUAACAACUCCAA